Molecule: messenger RNA, 1030 nt
Organism: Cryphonectria parasitica EP155
Lineage: Eukaryota; Fungi; Ascomycota; Sordariomycetes; Diaporthales; Cryphonectriaceae
Exons: 1
Coding region: 403-633 (76 amino acids)
Source: RefSeq, a predicted model, not a curated record
CUCUUUUUUGAUGGUUAGGCCGUCAGUGAUUGUUUGAUUCACUGCUCUUGAGAGCGUACGUUGCCUCUUUCCCACUUUUAGGUGGACGACAAGGCACAACAGCAACAACCCUCUUCCUCCUCGUCACCAUCAUAACUCUCCUCCUUCAUGUAUUGAAAAGAAGCCGUCAAAGGGGGAAAAAACCACUUCCAAAAGACCGCCAGCCUAUUAUUCCCACUUUUAGGUGGAUGAGAAAAUAGGCAAUUCCUUAACCACCCCCCCCCCCUGAAUAUUCUAUUCUUCUUAUUCAGGACCAUUCAUUCAUUCAUUCAUUCAGCCAUCCAUCACAUCUCACGUACAUAUAAUACCGCUCACGUUUCACAACGGGAGGAAAAAAGAAGAAAAAAAGAAGAAAAAAAAACAAUGUGCCUCCAGGUCAACAACCUCUACGCCUGCGGCCACCGCUGCUUCAAGCGGUUCGACAACUGCGCGCAGUUCGGCCAGACGUGCUACGGCCCCGGGCCGGACCACAAGAACGAAAAGGUCGGGGACGUGUGCAAGGACUGCAAGUUCCGGAACAGCCCGAACGGGGCUGGGAGGAGGAAGGAUCCUUGGGGCGAGGGGGACCCGUUCAGGAAGCCUAGGAAGCCUUGAGUGUGUGAGUAUAUAUAUAUAUAUAUGUGUGUGUGUGUGUGUGUGUAUGUGUGUGUUCGCUGGAAGAGAGACAGAUGGAUGUUCUUGCAUCCUGGGUAAUUUGAGACUGGAUGGGAUGGGAUGGGGUGGCGGGGAAUGGUGGAUGUGAGUGAGAGUGGCUUGAGGAGGCUUUUUCUUCAGGUCUAAUUGGGGGGAGAGAGGGAGGCUGGUGGCGGGCAGCCUUGGAUCAUUGGUCAUCAGCGUUAAUGAGGAGGUGGGUGAGUGUGCGGAGGAGGUGGAGGAGGAGGAUAGGAUGAGGGUCGACAACCAGACUGACACAAAAUAGGAGGAAAUAAAAACGUAAUGGACCUCUCAGACGUAGAAACAAACUGAGCUUCUUGAAUUUUGCAUCUGCUGU